Sphenostylis stenocarpa is the source of this 1329-nucleotide messenger RNA. The record is from the annotation of a GenBank genome assembly. Lineage: Eukaryota; Viridiplantae; Streptophyta; Magnoliopsida; Fabales; Fabaceae.
AUGUUGAGAAGUGAAAUUGAGAUCACCAUGUCAAGUUUGGAGGAGCCACUUGGCCUUGACAAGUUACCAAGCAUGAAUACUAUAGAUAGAAUCCAGAGGUUCUCAUCCGGUGCUUGUCGUCCCAGAGUAGAUAAUUUGGGUAUGGGAAACUGCUGGAUUGAAGGUCCAAGCUGCAGCACAUCAAACAGCUGCGAUGAAGACAAUGAAGAGUAUACGGCAGAGACAUUUCCAUGGAGAAUGCAAACAAGGGACCUGUCGAGAGGUGACUCAUUCAAGCAAAAGACUGUGACCAAUGGAAGGAACUCGAUGAAAUUUGGAGCGAUUGAUAAUUCAUUUUAUGCCUCAGAUUACCAGUAUAGUCCAAAGAGCACUAACAAAAAUGUACAGGAUAUGGCAUAUAAGUUUAUGAAAGGUAUACCACUGUUUGUAAAGAUAGUUGAAGUUGGUCCAAGGGAUGGAUUACAAAAUGAGAAAAACAUUGUACCAACAGAUGUAAAGAUUGAAUUAAUUCAUAGAUUGGCAUCUUCUGGGUUAUCUGUCAUUGAAGCUACUAGUUUUGUUUCUCCCAAAUGGGUCCCGCAGUUGGCAGAUGCAAAGGAAGUAAUGCAAGCAGUUCGUAAUCUGGGAGGAAUUAGAUUGCCAGUUCUGACUCCUAAUUUAAAGGGCUUUGAAGCUGCUAUAGCAGCUGGCGCUAGAGUGGUAGCUGUUUUUGCAUCAGCUUCUGAAUCUUUCUCAAAAUCAAACAUUAAUUGUUGCAUUGAAGAGAGCCUUGCUCGCUAUCGAGCUGUUACUUGUGCUGCUAAAGAGCUCUCAAUUCCUGUUCGAGGGUAUGUAUCAUGCGUUGUUGGAUGCCCAGUGGAAGGACCAAUCCCUCCAUCAAAAGUGGCAUAUGUAGCUAAAGCACUGUUCGAUAUGGGCUGCUUUGAGAUCUCUCUCGGGGACACAAUUGGAGUUGGUACUCCAGGAACUGUAGUUCCGAUGCUUUUGGCCGUAAUGGCUGUUGUGCCAGCAGAGAAGCUUGCUGUCCACUUCCAUGACACUUAUGGGCAGUCCCUUCCAAAUAUUCUUGUGUCCAUCCAAAUGGGAAUCAGUGCUGUGGAUUCUUCGGUUUCUGGUCUAGGUGGCUGUCCAUAUGCUAAGGGAGCUUCCGGAAAUGUAGCUACUGAAGAUGUGGUGUACAUGCUAAAUGGACUUGGUGUGAAAACCAACGUUGAUCUUGGGAAGCUCAUGUCGGCUGGUGACUUCAUCAGCAAGCAUUUGGGACGCCCAUCCGGCUCGAAGACUGCCGUCGCCUUUAGCCGAGUCACAGCUGAUGCUUCCAAGAUAUGA